Molecule: messenger RNA, 1783 nt
Organism: Conger conger (European conger)
Lineage: Eukaryota; Metazoa; Chordata; Actinopteri; Anguilliformes; Congridae
Product: GTPase IMAP family member 4-like
Exons: 7
Coding region: 262-1440 (392 amino acids)
Molecular function (GO): GTP binding
Source: RefSeq, a predicted model, not a curated record
CAUAACAAAGGAUAAAGACAAAGUUUGCAUUGCAAAAAAAAUGUGUUAUGGGACUUUUUCAACAUAAAAUAAUGAGGUAAACUGUAGUCAGUUGAAGGAAUGUGUUGAAUUCAGUACCGUUUCUCUCUGAUUAAAUCACACAUAAUAACAAAAGCAAACACUUUAAGGCUUCAGAUAAGGCGGGAUUUAAAAAUCAAAGAACAGGGUAAGCUUUUAGGGUGCGGAGAAGACACAUUGCCAGAGAACCUCCGAAGACUAGCAAUGGAAUGCGACUGUAAACCUGAGAGUACUUGCACUUCAGCAUCCCUCUGCGAGACCGAACAGCAACUUAUCACUCCUGGCCUUUGGACAGACUACGACAGUGUGUUGACAGGAGCACUUGCCGUUUUGGGCUUCUUGCUGUACAGGUUCACACAAGCUCUCCCUUUCCUGAUUCGAUGGCCAAUCCGUCUUGUCUGCUCUUUCACUGGUAUGAGCACAAUGUGGAGCUGGGUAUCCCAUCUUGUCAAAAUGGUUCUUGGGUUAAGGACCUUGUUUAAGUGGCUGUGUCAUCUCUGGAAGAUUUUAUUCGGUUCUGUCAGUAACAUAACAAAAUGCUGGAAGAUUGUGGCUGACCUGAUCCAAAACCUGCAAGACCGGUCCACCGACAGAAGGAACUUCCAAGAACCUGCCCCAAUGACCUUCUAUCCCUCCGACCCUGGACUCCGGCUCAUUCUGGUGGGGCCUUGCGUGGCUGACCUUGGCUUGUUCCGGGACGCACUGUUGGGCUGCCCUCCCUCCAGUGGGAGGAGCAGCGAAGGGUGCCAGCAGCAGUGUGUGAGACGGCGGGCCUUCGUGGACGGACGGGAGGUGGUCACGGUGGACACCCCGGACAUCCUGGGGGCGUCGCUGGGACCAGCAGAGGUCGCGCGGGAGGCGUUACGGAGCCUGCAGCUGGCCAGCCCUGGUCCCCACGCCUUCCUGCUGGUCCUGCGGGCCCCUGGGCUGAGCGAUGACGGAGGAGACGGAACAAAGGCGCUGCGCAGCCUCCUGGACUUGGUGGGCGAGGGGGCUCUGGAUCACGUUCUCCUGGUGCCGAUCCACACGGGCUCCCCAGGGGCCUCCGGCACGGUAUCGACGGCGGCUCCUGGGGGUCUUAUGGCACUGCUGUCGCUGUGCGGUCAGAGGCUGGAGCCGUUGGACAUCGGGCCCGCCUGUCCCCUGGCCAGCCGAAGGGCCCACAGUCAGCGGCUCGUAGACAGGGCUGUGCAGAUGAGGACCCUGAGGGGCCACUACCUCCACCGGCUCCAGAGAAAGGAGGACCAGAUGAGGGAGGAGCUUCUCCUGGACGCAGCCGCUGAGCUGGGGAGGAGGCUAGAGGAGAAGGAGAAGGAGAGGGACGGGAGAGAGGGAGAGGGAGAGGGAGGAAUGGGAGCGGAGGGAGACAGGGAAUGGGAGUGAAUACCUGCUACAGGGAAAUGAAGAGUGGGCCGCCAGUCCAUCUGCCCCAGCUCCAGCCAAGGCUUGCAAUUGGCUGGCUGGCUGACUGAGAUGUGAUUGGCUGGCUGACUGACAGCUAAUUGUUUUCAUAUCAGUGCUUACCACGGAGAUUAGUUAUUUCCCUGUUAUAGAGCCAAUUGCCUUGUUGUCUGUCCUCACCUCUUUUUUUUUUUAAUGUUCAGAACCUGGUUUACUUUAUAUUGGUAUUUGCAUUGCACAGUAAACACUGUUCAGGAUGUGCUGAGAAGUCUCACUAAAAUAUUGCACAUUCCCUUUAAUUGGUUGUUGCACAGAAUUAGUUAAA